UGCUCGAAGCCACGCGACUCCGCGACGCCGAACGCCCCGAACCCGAAGUUGGCGACGCGAGCGCCGCGGCCAUGCGGUGGCCUUCACGUCUGGCGCUGACGGCUUUGGGCCUGCUGGAGUUGGAGGCCCAACCCGUAGAGCAGAUCCCGGACGACGAGUGCACCGAAAGCGGCUGCGCGCUGCAAGCGCUGCAGCGACAAGGGCGAAGGGUGGCUGAUGCGCAGGCAUGGAACGAGGUCAUGGCGGCUCUGGUCCCUAAGAUCCAAAAGAUGGUGUUCGAGGAUGGCCAGCUGGCGGUCUCCAAAGAGAUGCGCGAGGCCAUGCGGGGGACCUGCUUGAGCUCAAAGGAGUACGUGACCGCGCAGGCGCCCUUCGACGACUUCUGGCAGUGCGCCAGCGAGGACAACGACAACUUCGGGGCCUCGGCCUACUGCCCCAGCCGACGCGUGGCCCAGAGACUCGCCAACUUCACGGGCCUCGACCUCAAGGUCCUGGAGAAGCUUCACUUGCAGUCCGGCAACGAGAGCGCCGCGCUCUACGGGAAGUGGUGUGGCAUGCCGGCUCCGCCAGAGUACGAGGAUGCAUACAGCGGCCCCGUUGGGAAUCGUGCCUUCUGGGAGGACUGCGUCAUGCGGAACUCGGGGUACUUCAACGCGCUGAAGUGCGACACCAACGGCUCUUAUGCGGUUUUGGGGAUCGCUGCGCUGAACCACGGCGUUUGCUACCCGGCUCACCGCCAUGACAACCAGGAGGCCUAUUGGCAGAUCGCCGGGCCUGGCUGGUGGAAGACGUGGCCUGAGAGCUUCAGCGACAAGCCGAACAUGAAGCCAUACUCCGAGAUUCGCGUCACCUCAGCCAACGAUGCCCUGCGCCUUCACAACCAUGCAGGUGGCCUCAUCCACGAGAUGGACACCACCUUUGAUGACGACUUUCUGCUGGCGGUGUACUGGUGGGGCAAGCCGGUCUACACCACGGUGAACUACGCCUACAGUCACGGCGUGGUAGAGCAGGGCAGCUGCUUCGCGAGCUUCCGCAGAGAGCACCUGGACGCUGCUCACAGCUGCCCCGAGGUGGCGCGCCCGGAGUGGGCCACCGAGGGCAAGUGACGCGCGCAGAGGCACACAGAGGAAGUCGCUUUGGGCGCUGGAAGAGCCCCCGAGCGGCGGUGGCUCACACAAAAUGGUCAGAGCUGGGGUUGUGGCUGAGAAA
This is a messenger RNA of Effrenium voratum, 1209 nucleotides long. The record is from the annotation of a GenBank genome assembly. Lineage: Eukaryota; Dinophyceae; Suessiales; Symbiodiniaceae.